CCUCGGCCCGGGGUCCCCCCCGCCCUCGGCCCGGCCCGCGGCCCCAUGCAGCCCCCCAGGGUGCCCGGCGCUGCCUGGCGGCGAGGAGCAGGGAGAUGAGCGGGGCCGGGGGGCACCCUUGGGUGCUCUGAGAGCCACCGCCGUGACAGCACCCGUCCCGGGACCACGACCCGGGGCUGGCGGCAGGCGUAGGGCGGGUGAAGAUGUGAGCCCCUGGCAAUGCCCGGCUGCCCUGCGUUGGCCGCCCCAAGGAUGGGCGAUGGGCCGGUGAGCGCCGGUGCGGCGGCACAGGAUGGAGCCCUCCCUGCCCGCCCCGUGGGCCUGGAACGGCUCUAGGGCGGCGCGGGGGCUCCAGCCCUCCCCAGGCCCCAUGCCCCCCAACGGCACAGCUGACGGCAAACCCAAAGACGUGGCCUCUAAAUCGGUGGGGCUCUUCUUCAUGCUGCUCAUCGACCUGACGGCCAUCGUGGGCAACGCCGCCGUCAUGACCGUCAUCGUGAAGACGCCGGCGUUGCGCAAGUUCGUCUUCGUCUUCCACCUCUGCCUGGUGGACUUCUUGGCCGCCCUCACGCUGAUGCCGCUGGAGAUGCUCUCCGGUUCGGCCGUUUUCGACAGCCCGGUUUUCGGCGAGGCCAUGUGCCGCGUUUACCUGUUCCUCAGCGUCUGCUUCAUCAGCAUGUGCAUCCUCUCCAUCUCCACCAUCAAUGUGGAACGUUACUACUACGUGGUGCACCCCAUGCGCUACGAGGUGAGGAUGACGGUGGGGCUGGUGGCCUGCGUCCUCGUCGGCGUCUGGCUCAAAGCCGUGGCCACCUCCCUCGUCCCCGUGCUGGGCUGGUUGUCACCCGACCGACCGCCGGUGCCCGCCGGCCGUGGCUGCUCUUUGCAAUGGAGCCGCGGUCCCUACUGCAAGUUCUUCGUGGUCUUCUUUGCCGCCUUCUACUUCCUCCUGCCCCUCCUCAUCAUCGUGGUGGUCUACUGCAGCAUGUUCAAGGUGGCGCGGGUGGCCGCCAUGCACCACGGCCCCCUCCCCACCUGGAUGGAGACGCCACGACGUCGCUCCGAGUCGCUCAGCAGCCGUUCCACCAUGGUCACCACCUCGGGAGCCCCUCGUACCACACCGCAGAGGACGUUCGGGGGGGGCAAAGCGGCUGCCAUCUUGCUGGCCGUGGGGGGCCAAUUCCUCUUCUGCUGGUUGCCCUACUUCUCCUUCCACCUCUACACCGCCCUGAGCGCCCAACCCUUGGUGGGGCCGGCGGCCGAGACCGUGGUCACUUGGCUCGGUUACUUCUGCUUUACCUCCAACCCCUUCUUCUAUGGGUGCCUCAACCGCCAGAUCCGGGGCGAGCUGGGACGGCUCCUCACUUGUUUCUUCAAGCAGCCGCCGGAGGAGGACCUGCGGCUGCCCAGCCGGGAGGGCUCCAUCGAGGAGAACUUCCUCCAGUUUCUCCAGGGCACCGGUUGUCCCACCGAGCCCCGGCCCCGCACCCCCAGCCCCAAGCGGGACCAACCCCCUGUCGAUUUUCGCAUCCCGGGGCAGAUAGAUGAGGACACGGUGGAGGGGACGGAGCGGCGUGGCGGGGAUGGGGUCUACGUGCCGGUGGUCGCCUCUCCCAAACCGGAGCUGUAGC
Messenger RNA from Aquila chrysaetos chrysaetos, 1631 nucleotides. RefSeq names its product G protein-coupled receptor 61 (gene GPR61). The record is from RefSeq and is a predicted model, not a curated record. Gene Ontology annotation, cellular component: plasma membrane; endosome; signaling receptor complex. Gene Ontology annotation, biological process: G protein-coupled receptor signaling pathway. NCBI's taxonomy places the organism in Eukaryota, Metazoa, Chordata, Aves, Accipitriformes, Accipitridae. Gene Ontology annotation, molecular function: G protein-coupled receptor activity.